AUGGCCUCCGGAGCCCCCUACAUCCUGAAAUGGGGCAUCAUGGCCACCGGCCAGAUAGCAGAGACCUUCUGCAAGGACCUUCUCACCGACCCGGCCUCGAGAGACGUGCACGACGUGGGGCACCAAAUCGUGGCCGUGGCCUCGUCCACGUCUGCGGAUCGCGCCGCCGCGUUCCUGCGCGGCAUCGACGGUCCCGCCUCGGCCAAGGCGUACGGCUCGUACGCGGAGCUGGUGGCCGAUGCCGACGUGGACAUUGUCUACGUGGCGACUCCGCAUAGCCAUCACUUCCAGAACGCCAUGCUGGCGCUGCGGGCGGGCAAGAACGUGCUGUGCGAAAAGGCGCUGACGGUGACGGCGUCCCAGGCGAGGAAGCUGGUCGACACGGCCAGGGAGAAGAAGCUUUUCCUCAUGGAGGCCGUCUGGACGCGGUUUCUGCCGCUGAGCGUCAAGAUUCGGGAGCUGGUGGCGUCGGGGGAGAUUGGGACGGUGUACCGGACGCUUGCCGACCUCUCCUUCAACGAAAACAGCGAGCAAGACGACGGCACGGUCCGGUUCCCCGACAGCCACCGCAUGGUCAACAAGGAUCUGGCGGGCGGCGCGCUCCUCGAUCUCGGCGUCUACGCCCUCACGUGGGUGUUCCAGAGCCUGUACCACGUCCGGCCGGCGGGCAGCCGCGAGGCGCCGGUGGUGCUGGCGGCCGCGAACCAGUACCGCACCGGGGCGGACGCCAACACCAGCGUGAUAUGCCAGUUCCCGCGGAGCAGGAGCCUGGGCGUGGCGACGACGUCGCUGCUGGUCGGGACGUGCCCCCGCGGGCAGGGCGCCGCGCAGGCCCCGGCGGUCCGCAUCCAGGGGUCCAAGGGCGAGAUCCAGGUGGCGCACCCGGCGUUCCGGCCGCCGCGGUUCAGCGUCAUCCGGGCGCGGGGUGCGGGCGCGGGCGCGGGCGCGGGCGAGGGCGCGGGCGAGGGCGAGGGCGCGGCUGAGGUGGUCGAGUGCCCCGUCCCCCGGGAUGCCGGGCGCGACUGGGGCCACGGCAUGUUCUGGGAGGCCGACGAGUGCGCGCGCUGCGUCCGCGACGGCAGGACCGAGAGCGACACGCUCCCCUGGUCGGAGAGCAUAGUCAUGAUGGAGACGAUGGAGGAGGCCCUGCGGCAGGGAGGCGUCGAGUAUCCCGAGCGCAUCACCACGGACGUGUACGACGAAGAGAGCCCUCUCAACACGGGGGGGCGCGUAUAA
This is a messenger RNA of Ustilaginoidea virens, 1236 nucleotides long. RefSeq lists its product as uncharacterized. NCBI's taxonomy places the organism in Eukaryota, Fungi, Ascomycota, Sordariomycetes, Hypocreales, Clavicipitaceae. Gene Ontology annotation, molecular function: nucleotide binding. The record is from RefSeq and is a predicted model, not a curated record. The transcript has 3 exons. Bases 1 to 1236 code for a protein of 411 amino acids.